GAGCGUUCCGCCGUGAUACCAGGAGACUUUGCUCGGCUCAUACAGACAGCGGCCGGUGGUGGUGGAGGCCGUAGGUUAUUUGGAGAGCGAUGCGCUGGUUAACGUUCAGUCUCACGGCGGUGCCCAGGUCGCUACCUGCUCUCCUCUCCGUCCAACCCUGGACUCUGGCUCGCACGCCGCCUUCAAAAAUGGCGUCACAGAGCCAUUGGUUAACGCCAGAAGAAAGAGAGCAACUUCUACCAGAACUAAAAGCCGCCGGAUGGGAAGAUGUAGAGGACAGAGAUGCACUGUUUAAAGAAUUUUCAUUUGUGAAUUUUAACCAGGUACAGUGCUCAGUAAUCAAGGCCUUUGGGUUCAUGACGCGUGUGGCUUUGCAAGCAGAGAAAAUGAAUCAUCACCCAGAAUGGUUCAAUGUGUACCACAAGGUUCAGAUCACUCUCCUGACCCAUGACUGCCGUGGUCUCUCCAAAAAAGAUAUUAAGCUGGCAAAAUUCAUCGAACAAGCUGCUGCUUCUCCCAAUUAGUUGUUUUUCUGCCUUUUUUCCUUCCAGGGGGGAAACAGCGAGGGGGGUUUGCAUAAAAUAUACCUUUGAAGGAAUUUAAGCUCACGGUGAAAUUGGGAAGAAUAAUGGAACGUGUAAUCCCAUUUUUAAAUUCCUUCAAAAAUGAAGGUCAUGGCUGCUGUGAAUAGUAAUGCAGUGAAUAGUAAGUUGUGUGAAACUGUAAUCUCAAUGGUUCAGCGGUACUUGAUUGCCAUGUACCGAGAUGCGGUGAAAUUCUUGGUUAUAAGUACAUUUCAAUAAAAUCCUACCAUACAUGUACACAAUCAUACUUAAGCUCAGGAGUGUAAGAAUAGAAGAUUACAUUGAGGCAGUACACAAAGGAACAGUGGCGCAGCGGUCGAGUUGCUGCCUUACAAUGCCAGAGUCCCUGGUUCGAUCCCGACUACGGGUGCUGUCUGUACGGAGUUUUUACGUUCUCCCUGUGACCGUGUGGGUUUUCUUCGGGAUCUCCGGUUUCCUCCCACACUCCAAAGACGUACAGGUUUGUAGGUUGAUUGGCUUGGUAUAAUAUGUAAAUUGUCCCAAGUGUGUGUAGGAUAGUGUUAAUGUGCGGGGAUCGCUGGUCGGCGCGGGCUCGGUGGGCCGAAGGGCCUGUUUCCGCGCUGUGUCUCUAAAGUAAAGUAAACUAAACUAAAGAGUCGCCACAUUUCCGGCGCCAUCUUGUAUCCUGAAGUUUCAAUGUUUUUAAAAAUAUAGAGUCUUAAGUUGGCCUUACAGGCCCAUUAUAGAAACAUAUAAAACAUAGAAAAUAGGUGCAGGAGUAGGCCAUUCGGCCCUUCGAGCCUGCACCACCAUUCAAUAUGAUCAUGGCUGAUCAUCCAACUCAGUAUCCUGUACCUGCCUUCUCUCCAUACCCCGAGAUCCCUUUAGCCAUAAGGGCCACAUCUAACUCCCUCUUAAAUAUAGCCAAUGAACUGGCCUCAACUACCUUCUGUGGCAGAGAAUUCCAGAGAUUCACCACUCUCUGUGUGAAAAAUGUUUUUAUCCUGGCAAUGGCACUGGGCUGGAGUUGCUGAUCACGGGAAUUAUUUUUUUAAUGAAUGUACAAAUUGAAAGCAGGAAUGUAAAUGCAUUAGACUUGUAUCUGAAAUGCUGUUGAGGGGGUAUUUGUGUAUUAUUAAAAUAUUAAAUGUUUGAAACAC
Messenger RNA from Leucoraja erinaceus (little skate), 1705 nucleotides. RefSeq names its product pterin-4-alpha-carbinolamine dehydratase 2-like. Gene Ontology annotation, molecular function: 4-alpha-hydroxytetrahydrobiopterin dehydratase activity. Gene Ontology annotation, biological process: tetrahydrobiopterin biosynthetic process. Lineage: Eukaryota; Metazoa; Chordata; Chondrichthyes; Rajiformes; Rajidae. The transcript has 4 exons. The record is from RefSeq and is a predicted model, not a curated record. Bases 90 to 524 code for a protein of 144 amino acids.